GUUCGUGAUUUUAUACUAAAAAUACACUAAAAGUCUUUUCAUAAUGAAGUUCGGAUUGCUUUUGGUGAUUUUGAACGUCGCUAGGAGUUGUAUGGGUGUAAAGUUCCUGGAAGCGAACCCUGACGUGAAGCGUCUGUAUGAUGAUCUGCUGAGCAACUACAACAGGCUGAUUAGACCCGUCACCAACGUCAGCGAGAUAUUGACUGUCAGGCUCGGGUUGAAGCUGUCACAGUUGAUGGAGGUCAAUCUGAAGAAUCAAGUCAUGACUACCAAUCUUUGGGUUGAGCAGAAAUGGUUCGAUUACAAACUCACAUGGAACCCAGAAGAGUAUGGUGGCGUGGAGAUGCUGUACGUGCCUUCUGAACAUAUAUGGCUUCCAGACAUCGUGCUCUACAACAAUUGGGAUGGGAAUUAUGAAGUGACUCUAAUGACGAAGGCGACAUUGAAGUAUACUGGCGAGGUGAACUGGAAGCCUCCAGCUAUAUACAAGUCUUCCUGCGAGAUCAAUGUGGAGUACUUCCCCUUCGAUGAACAGACGUGUUUCAUGAAGUUCGGCUCUUGGACUUAUAAUGGGGCUCAGGUGGACCUAAAACACAUGGACCAAAUGCCGGGAAGCAGUUUAGUUCACGUUGGAAUUGAUUUGAGCGAGUUUUAUCUAUCAGUAGAAUGGGAUAUAUUGGAAGUACCGGCUACGAGGAAUGAGGAAUAUUAUCCAUGCUGUGCUGAACCAUUUUCAGAUAUAACAUUUAAACUGACGAUGCGCAGAAAGACACUGUUCUACACAGUAAACCUUAUUAUACCUUGCGUUGGUUUAACGUUUUUGACUGUACUUGUAUUUUAUCUACCCUCGGACUCGGGAGAAAAGAUAUCGCUCUGCAUCUCAAUCCUGGUGUCCCUCACCGUGUUCUUCCUUGGUCUGGCUGAGAUCAUCCCGCCAACGUCCCUGGCGAUACCCCUACUCGGGAAAUACCUGCUAUUCACAAUGAUACUCGUGUCGCUCAGCGUAUGGGUCACUGUUUGCAUUUUAAACGUGCAUUUCAGGUCACCGUCAACCCACACCAUGUCACCAUGGAUGAAGAAGCUCUUCCUCCAGUUCAUGCCCAAACUCCUCAUGAUGAGAAGGACCAAGUAUUCUCUGCCAGACUACGAUGAUACCUUCGUGUCUAAUGGAUACACUAAUGAAUUGGAAAUGAGCCGGGACAGUCUGACUGAUGCGUUUGGCGACUCCAAGAACGGUGAUGGUGACUACCGCAAGUCACCAGCUCCUGAAGAUGACAUGCUGUCCGGCGCUGGAGCUCAUCAGAGACCCUCAGUUACGGAGUCAGAGAACAUGCUGCCUCGUCACUUGUCACCAGAAGUGGCUGCCGCCCUGCAGAGCGUCAGGUUUAUCGCACAGCAUAUCAAAGAUGCCGAUAAAGAUAACGAGGUAGUAGAAGACUGGAAAUUCAUGUCUAUGGUGCUUGAUCGUUUCUUCCUUUGGCUGUUCACCAUCGCCUGUUUCGUCGGUACCUUCGGCAUCAUCUUCCAAUCACCAUCACUCUACGAUACCAGGGUACCCGUCGACCAGCAAAUAUCAUCCAUACCAAUGAGAAAGAAUAACUUCUUUUACCCAAAAGACAUUGAGACCAUUGGUAUUAUAAAUUAAAAUUGAUAUAAACAUAAAUAGGUCAGUAAGACGUCACUUGCUAUGUCCUUAUGACAUCACUGUGUUCUUUACUUAUUAUGACGCAGCCAACAAGAAACACUGUUACUCGAUUUCUCAGCCAGAGAGGUUAGCCAAGUUACAAACGAUUAUAACGAUCGACAGUGACAGUGUUAAAAAUUUAUGGGUUUGACGUAAGGUGACAUGUCAAUUCCAUACAUUUUUAUCACUGACACUGUCGAUCUUUAUAAUCCUUUGUAACUUUGAAAAUCGUGUACGGACUACUGGGCCAAAAAAACUAAUAACAGUGUGACAGUAAAGGGACAUUACUGGAUGAGAAUAAAGAUGAUCGAUAAUAAAUAACAAAAAAAAAGAAUAUAAUGCGUCUUAUAGUGUUAGACUCAAGGGUAUGAAGCAGACUCUACCACUCGCACAAUAUUAAUCUAUAGGCACAGUUACGUAUUAGUAUGAUAUCAUAAAUAAAUAGAUAACAAUGCAGCCAGGGUUGGUUAGGUCCGUCAUCGGCCUCAAAAUUCACAGAAAGAGGAGAAUAAUAUUAAAAGGUACUUAAUCUAAAACUUCAAGUCUAGUAGAGUUAGACAAGUUGCAAACGAUUACGAUAGUCGACAGUGACAGUGAUAAAAAUGUAUGGGAUUGACAUAACAAAGUGAAAUGUCAAUGCCAUACAUUUUUAUCACUGUCACUGUCAAUUCUCAUAAUCUGUGACAACUUGGCUAAGGCAUCUGAAUGCUUACUAUUGUUUAUGAAAUCUAGAAUGUAUGGAAAUGAAUAAUAUGCAAUAAAAUGUUUUAUCGCGUCCACUUUUAGACGUCAAAGUAAUAUGUCAACGUGAGUGAGCGAGAACAACUUAUACGAAGUUUAUAUUUGUCAUCUCUUUUAGCAGAGCAGCGAUUCAAACGCAUGAGUAGCUUUUAUUAGCUGGUAGGCCUUCAGUUGCCUACCUCAGAUGGAAUUGACUACUCGUUCGUAAUCAAGAAUAACAUAACUUAAGCUCACAAAUACAUCCCAAUUCGGAUAUUCAGAGAUACAUCCAUCGCAAGAUGAACUAAGUAUCCACACAUCACCAAGCUUUCUGUUAGACCAACGUAUAAGUUGUGAGUGGUAUCGCUGUCUAUAAUGGUCCAGCCAACUGUGAAUCAAGAAUAAAAAUGUUUACAACUUUUAGAAAAUUGUUAAGAGUAUUGAUACUAACCUACGUAGAUAAAACCUGUGAAAUAUCACUGAAAUAUGUC
This is a messenger RNA of Pectinophora gossypiella (pink bollworm), 2895 nucleotides long. RefSeq names its product acetylcholine receptor subunit beta-like 2 (gene nAChRbeta2). The coding region runs from base 44 to 1645 and encodes 533 amino acids. The transcript is spliced from 11 exons. Gene Ontology annotation, cellular component: neuron projection; postsynaptic membrane; synapse. The record is from RefSeq and is a predicted model, not a curated record. Lineage: Eukaryota; Metazoa; Arthropoda; Insecta; Lepidoptera; Gelechiidae. Gene Ontology annotation, biological process: monoatomic ion transmembrane transport; regulation of membrane potential; chemical synaptic transmission. Gene Ontology annotation, molecular function: transmembrane signaling receptor activity; acetylcholine-gated monoatomic cation-selective channel activity.